Molecule: messenger RNA, 1383 nt
Organism: Sphenostylis stenocarpa
Lineage: Eukaryota; Viridiplantae; Streptophyta; Magnoliopsida; Fabales; Fabaceae
Source: the annotation of a GenBank genome assembly
AUGGCCUACACCCAUUCUACGCUCUUCUCCAACACUCUCCGAUUCCCACUCUCCUCCUUCCCCAACCGCAACCUCCAUCCACUCUCCACACACCUCUUCUUCUCUCGCCCCCUCACAUUCAAAGCGGUUAGCGUCAAUCGCAAGAGCUUUUCUCCCCCGCUGAAAGCGUCGAUGACGGAAACCAACAACGUUGCCGUUGAGGUCUUAGAAAAAGAUGAUCUUGCCGUGUCUCUGGCCAAAUACGUUGCCGAUCUCUCCAAUAAAUUCACUUCGGAAAGAGGGGCUUUCACUGUUUGCUUGUCUGGUGGCUCUUUGAUCAACUAUCUCAGGAAGCUGCUGGAACCGCCUUAUGUUGAUUCUCUUGAAUGGUCCAAAUGGCAUGUGUUUUGGGUGGAUGAGAGGGUCGUGCCUAAGACUCAUGAUGAUAGUAACUACAAGCUUGCUUUAGAUGGACUUCUCUCCAAGGUACCAAUUCCUCCGGGCAAUGUCUAUGCAAUCAAUGAUGCCCUUUCAGCUGAGGGAGCAGCCGAUGAUUAUGAGACAUGCCUCAGACAACUAGUCAAGAACAGCGUGAUUGCCACAUCACCAGCCAGCGGAUUUCCAAAAUUUGAUCUCAUGCUGCUGGGCAUGGGCCCUGAUGGCCACGUAGCUUCUUUGUUCCCAGGGCAUCCUCUUGUGGAGGAGAAUAAGAGAUGGGUUACCUUCAUCAAGGACUCCCCCAAACCACCCCCAGAGAGAAUAACCUUCACCUUUCCAGUGAUUAAUGCCUCUGCUUACGCAGCACUUGUGGUAACCGGCAAGGGUAAAGCAGAUGCAGUUCACUCUGUCUUAGGCAAAUCUCAAAACUCUGCUAAGCUUCCUGCUGGAUUGGUUUCACCUGAAGGGGAGUUGAAAUGGUUCUUAGACAAAGGUGCAGCCUCAAAGCUCACUUACUAUAAGCAAGAAAUGUCCUCAAACCACAUGGGCAAUGCAAUUUUGGGGGAUGCAAACAAUGCACUCCUUACCUCGUCCAUCAUACUUAAAAAUUUUUCACACAACAGGCCAUUGUCGGAUCUCAAAGUAGCAAUUGAUGGCAAAACAAAAACUAGGAAAACCAAUGGACCCCACAACAAUAGCAAGUAUCAUAUGGUACAAAAACUUGCAUUGGCAAUUCGCUUCCGAGAAACAAAGUCUGGAACGAGCGAUCACGGAAAGGGCAUUAUCGUAAUUUCACUCUCCAUGGUCACAUCCACUCACUCGAACUCCACCGGUGACACUCACUUCUUCACCGGCGCCGCCGGGUUGGUUUCGAUGUCCGCGGCGGCGGUCACUCCGGCGGUGCUCUUCACAGCCCUCGCCGGCCUUGCUUUCGUCGCCGGACUAUUCUGCGGUGCUAGUAGGUGA